ACACUCUAACCUAUUAAACCUAAUUUUUUCGACAGAAAAUCAUUUAAACCCCACCCACCUAGGCCCAAACCAACCUAAAGCUCCACUAACAUUAAACAUUUUUUUCUCAUUUAUUUCAUUUCAAAUCCAACUCUCAGCUUCAAAUAAAUACCCAGUCCGCUACAACUUUUCAAUCAAAGCUCAACAUCUUCACUGUCCACACUAACAAUAUCCAGCUCAACAUACUUGUAUUUCUUGACCAAAAAAAGAACACAUACUUGUAUUUAAUCUCCUGGACAUGUUUUCAAUUAUUUAAAAAAAUGGGUAGAAUGGAAAAUCUCUGCCUCUACUGUACGGAUCUCAUCCUCAUCACUGAAUUAGCAUCUUCUAAUAAAGAUCUUGCAGCACCAUGCUCAACUUUUCUCACCAUAACUAAUUCCAUAAGAAAACAUCAAUAUUGAUGGAAGCUUUUAUAGUGGGGAAAGUAUAUUAUGGUUCUUGAAGGACCAGAAUUGCUUUUUAAAUUCUGAAGAAAUUGGGGUCAAUUUAAAAUAUAGCAAUUAUACAUUAACCUUUGCUUCUGAAUGACGUGGCAAAAAAAUUGCAACACUAAGCCAACUUAGCGUUAAGUCUAGAGAAAACAUUGAAAGUAACGGAGUUUGGUGGAGAGAGAGUGAGAGACAAAGGCGAAGUUGCUGCUGCUUGGGGCAUCUCUUGAGGCGGAGGGAUCGUUGAAUGCGUAUGUCUUAGCACCAAUAUUGCGGCAAAUCCGGUGACAAUUUGAGCAAGAUUAACUACCCAACCCAGCGAAGAAUACAAUGACGGAACUCGCGAUCGAGGUGAUCACAAGCGAGACCAUGUUUGCGGAAGAUGACGGAAUAGAAUCUGGUGAGGAAGAAGAAAUCGACAUUGGUGAGGACACACAUGGGAAGAAGAGUCAAAAAUCAUUCUAGACGGUAUUGGCUCAUUCGACGUAAUCGAUUUUACAUCGCUGACGUCGGACCAAAUGCAGGGAUUUGAGUUUGUAGACUUGCAGAUGACUUAUGACUUCUACAAUGAGUAUGGGCGCAUCAAAGGGUUCUCGGUUCGGCGGUCUAAAGUUGGGCAAAGCAUGAAGGUUGGGUCGGAGGGAGAAAUGCUGUGGCAAAUCUUUGUGUGUUCGAGACAAGGCGAGUGAGAGGGUAAACACACCCAUCGAGUUGAUAGGAAAAUGGUUCCUAGACCAAUCACACAAUGUGGGUGUUAUGCAUGUAUAAAGGUUCACCUUGACUAAACAACCGGGUGAUGGUUCGUUGAAUUCUUUUCUGACCAACACAACCAUGACAUGUUGGAUGCAAGGUUCUGAGGAUUGCUGCGUUCUCAUCGAGCAAUUAAGGAAGGGGAACUACACCAAAUUAACUACAUGAGAAGAGCUGGGAUACGGGUUCCAACCAUAUUUCGUGCAUUUGCCAACCAAUUCGGUGGAUUUGAGACAGUUGGAUUUGAAAUGAAAGACAUAUAUAAUGCUAAAGAGAAGCAAAGAAGAGCUAGAGCAACAGAUAGGGGAGUGUGCUCUUAAGUAUUUGUUAUGCUUAAAGAGCAACGCUGGAAGUACCUUUUGGAAGUACUCAUUGGAUGAUGAGAGAAGGUUGCAGAUCAUAUUAUGGUGCAACAGAACUAGUCGUUAUGACCAUAGUGUUUUCAGGGACGUUCUGGGAUUUGAUACGACGUAUGGAAGAAAUCGGUACAAGUGCCCGUUGGUGAUAUUCUUAGGAGUGGACCAUCGUAUGCGGACAUUGGUUAUCGGGUGCGCUAUUCUUAGUAAUGAGUCUUAGGAUAGUUAUGUGUGGUUGUUGCGGGCAUUUCUUGAAGCAAUGAAUGGCAAGGAACCAAAGUUAGUGAUAACAGACAGCGAUCUCGCAAUGAAAAAUGCAAUUAGUAUGGUUUUUCCAAGUGCUCAUCAUAGGCUUUACAGUUGGCACCUGCUACGAAAUGCAACUGCCAAGGUUUCUUAGCAAGUUUCGUUUAUGCCUUAUGGGAGAUCUUGAGAUUGAUGAAUUUGAGAAUUUAUAGAGUCAGACGGUGGAAGAGUUUGGGUUGGAGCAUAACGCAUGGGUUACUGACCUCUAUGAACAAAAGCACAUCUGGUCCAAUGCAUAUAUUCGGGAAAAAUUCUUUGCUGGCCUAAAGACUAAAUCUCAAUGUGAGGCACUUAAUAUGCAGAUAGGGAAAUUUAUUGGCAACAGUUACAACCUUAGGGAAUUCAUUGAGCAUUUUCAGCACUACCUGGAGUUCAUGAGAAGGAGAGACCUGGUUGCAGAUUACAAGUCUGCGUAUAGCGAACCUUUGGUGAAAACCAAGCUGGAGGUGUUGGAAAGGUAUGCAGCGACAAUUUACACGAAGGAGGUAUUCCUUCUUUUCAGAGAGGUUCUUCUAUUUUCUAGUAACGUUAGGGUAGUUUCCAGAAAAAAGACAACCUCAUGCACCCUAUUUGAAGUUACGAUGUACUGCCAGCAAAGGUGCUGGAAUGUUGCAUGGGCAAAAACCGAAGAGGAAUUUACUUGCUCAUGCUUGCACAUAGAGUCUUUUGGCAUUCCAUGUGUUUACAUAGUAGGUGUCUUGGUGUAUCUGAACAUUACCAUUAUCCCUGCUAUGCUCAUAUUAGAAAGGUGGACAAAGAGAGCUAAACAACCGACGCUAAACACUGUUACACGUGUUGGAGAGAUUCCGGACGCUGCUUACAUGAGCAUGCAUGCAGCAAUGUUUGAUGAUUGCAGAGACCUGAUUAGAUUGUCAUGUCGACACUUUGAAUAUUAUUUUGAGCUCAAGACUAGGAUUGCAAAUGAAAGGGCAGCUUUAAGAGAAAAGCAUCGCUUACGAGCCGGGACUGUCGACGUGGGUGAAAGGCUUGGUGUUAGAGAUCCCUUGUGCGCACGCACAUCCUGGUAUGAAAAUCACUUUCUCCUCGACGGUGUCUUCAUUUUACAAAAUACCCCCAUCCUUCGUCGACGCCGCUUCUCACCGAUUCCCUCCAAAUCCUUCAUCAUCGGCGCCUUUCGCCCCUUCACCGCCGUUUUCGAAGCUCCAUCACACCCCUUCCCUAAUCUCUCCGACUCUCCGUCACACCCUUCCCAAUCUCUCUCUUUCAGUUUCGAUGCCGAUGAAUUUUGCUACCUUCUCGACGCUGUUUUCUGUCGCUGCUCGCUAAAGCUCGUCAGCGUCGUCGCCGACGCUUCUACCUCUUCUUCUCGUCGCCGUUGGUUCAAUGACAGAUAUGGCAAGCUUUCUGUGAAGGAACUCCCUUCAUUCUUCUCUUCCUUGUUUCUUCACUAUGACUGUCAUGACAAGGAUUUCAUAGAGUUAAGUUUACAAGACAGUGAGAAAGUGUUCAGAAGGGCCUCCAAUCCCCGGAUUGUUGUAUUUUUGCUGAAAAGCAAACCAGUUGGGUUUCUACUCAACAUUGGUUUACUUGGUCAGAGAGUCUGCUUGGAGGACAAGGAUAUGGUUAAGGCAAUACAAGAAGACAUGAACAAAUACAUUAAGAUCCUUGUGGAGGUUUCUUGGGGAAAAAAGGUACUUCUAAUUGAAGGGAAGAUAGAUCCAGAAAGUGACAAGAUUUCAGAUUUAACUUUGUGCCCUUUACAUCCAAUUGAAAUAACAUUAGGCAGUACUGAUAAAGAUUUUGUUCUUAGUAGGUUAGAGCGUUAAGUAGUUCUAGUACUAUUCCACUACCACUGCCACCGCCGCCACCCUCAAUCUCUUUGGAUGAGGACUAUGAUAAGGAUGAAGAUGACACUGAAGACUAUAGCUGAUAGUUUUAGUAUGGUUGAAUAAUUUACUGAGAAUUAUAGUUGAUGUAUCAAUACACUUUGUUUAUGUUUUGAAUUAUAGUACUUUUCUUUUAGUUUGAUAAUA
Arachis ipaensis is the source of this 3873-nucleotide messenger RNA. The record is from RefSeq and is a predicted model, not a curated record. Lineage: Eukaryota; Viridiplantae; Streptophyta; Magnoliopsida; Fabales; Fabaceae.